Molecule: messenger RNA, 888 nt
Organism: Nematocida homosporus
Lineage: Eukaryota; Fungi; Microsporidia
Exons: 1
Coding region: 1-888 (295 amino acids)
Biological process (GO): intracellular sterol transport
Cellular component (GO): plasma membrane; endoplasmic reticulum-plasma membrane contact site; endoplasmic reticulum membrane
Molecular function (GO): sterol transfer activity; sterol binding
Source: RefSeq, a predicted model, not a curated record
AUGAAUGGUGAAAGUGUAAAUCGAAAGCAUCUACCUUCUUUAAAGCGUGGAGAGAAGUUUCAUGAGCUGUUCAAAAGUAUUCCCAAGAAUGAAGCUUUAGAAUAUUCUAAUACUUGUUUACUGAAUGAAAAUUCCAAAUACUAUCAAGGUAGAAUAUAUAUCAGUACAGAACAUAUUUGUUUCUUUACCAAAAGCUUCUUUGGGAAAGCAUCUAUUAUCAUUGAUUUCAAAAAUGUAAUUGCUAUCGAAGUAACUACCAAAAUUCUUUUACAACAUUGUCUCAAUAUCAUUACUUAUGAUAAAACAUACAGCUUUAGAGCUGUUUCAUUUAAGGAAGAUGCCUAUCCAGUGGCUCUUCAGCUCUGGCAGAAAGUCAUGGAGUUACCAGCUGGUACCAAAAGCAUCUUCCAAGCUGACUUCCCACGACCGGCCGAGAAAGUGGAGGAGAAGCACAUGUCUGAAGAAGAACAGAUAUACAAUGUGCCCAUUCGGCAGUUAUUAAAAGAGAUCACUAACCAAAGAAAGACACUUGAGUUCUACCAAACCUUAACUAACCAAAAGAUCGAGAUCAAAACGUACAUCAACCGCCGAACGAUUCAAUUUGACAACGAGUUUAUUGAUGAAAUCUACAAGGUAGGCAACAAUGCGCUUUCGAUUGACUACCAUUCAAAAGGUACUCUCUGCUGGAUUUAUCUUACGCCGAUCCACAAAGACCAGACAAAUGUACGAAUAAUUGAAAAAUACAACUACACCACCCAGCAUUAUUUUGCCUAUCUCCACGAAAUCAUUACUGAAACCAAACAAAAACCGGACAUAGUUGAUUUGGUCUUUUUGAUUUCCAUGGCUGUCUUGCUUGUGAUUAAGUUGAUUUGGUACAGCUGUUUUUAA